Messenger RNA from Aricia agestis (brown argus), 4742 nucleotides. Its product is annotated as putative ATP-dependent RNA helicase DHX57. The coding region runs from base 65 to 3853 and encodes 1262 amino acids. The record is from RefSeq and is a predicted model, not a curated record. Gene Ontology annotation, molecular function: metal ion binding; RNA binding; ATP binding. Lineage: Eukaryota; Metazoa; Arthropoda; Insecta; Lepidoptera; Lycaenidae. The transcript has 18 exons. Gene Ontology annotation, cellular component: intracellular anatomical structure.
UCUAACCUGUAAAUUAUUAAUUCAUUGUUAUUAUUUAUUUUCAUUUCAUAAUUUGGCACUAAACAUGGACCACCAGAGCAAAGAAUUGGCAGCAGAUUUUUUCCUACGGGAGCCAGUGGACGCGCGAAUACGAAAGCAAAAGGAGGAACCACAGGAGGAGUCCCAUCCAAACCGGAAAGUAGAACUACAAACUAUUCGCCUUAGCGCUGAUUCACAAAAGUUGGUACUGGAUACGCUCAGGUUUAUCCAUGGCCCUGAAUUUAAACUUGGCAGUGCUGGUUUGUACAAGGACAAAGGUUCAAGCCUCAGCAACAGAUUUUGGAUGGAAAGAGGAAAUCUGGUGCUACAGGGAGGCUGUGACUAUUCUCUAAAUAUUAAACCAGACAUUAAGACUUCAGAAGCUCGACUUAGAGAGUUUGCUUUAGCUAAAUUAGAGAAAUAUAAUUUCCAUAAAGCCCACUGUGCGGAAGCAUUACAAGUAGCUGGAGAGAGUGUAGACAAAGCUUUAGAGAUUUUAUUCUAUAAGUACUUUAAAAUCGAUCUACAAGACAAGCCAAGUGAUAUUCCUCCAAAGAAUGAGCUUCUGGAGAUGAGAAAAGAUGAAAAAGCUGUCCUAGAAUCCAUUUACGAAAACAGAUUUAGAGUUAUAGACAACAAUGUGUGGCGAGUGCAACUAAGCUUAGACUACUUAACGAAAGCAUAUGAAAAUAAGGAUGUACAGAUACCAAAGAAAAAAGAAAACACCAACUUCAAAACGAAAAAGAAAGAGGUCUGUAAACUGUACCUUAAAGGUCCCUGUAGAUUUGGUUCGAAGUGUAAAUUUCUACAUGAAUCUAAGACAGAUGUAGAAGACACAAGUUACAAACAAAAUGGUGACACUGAGCGUAUUUUGUAUGAAUUAGAAAUAAGGUUUUCUGAAGACACUGCAUAUCCCUACCAACCUCCGUACUUGUUCCUGAAACUAGAAAAUAAUAGAAAUAUUAUCCCAGAGACUGUUUGUUUGAAAAUUACAGCAAAAUUGUUUGAUGAAGCACGCACAUUAGCACAAGAUGGUAUCCCAAGUAUAUAUUCGUUAGUAGAAUUAUUGAAUAAUGAGGAGGAGCUUCUAAAUUUCGUGAAAUUCGACACUAGAACUUUUCCAGAAGCCUCAGAUGCUUUAUUCCCACAAUUAGUUGAAAAUAAUACCAUAGAAGAACUAAAACCGACACAUUAUAAUAGAAAACAGCCUCAAAAUGGUAGAGCAAAUGUUAAUUUUAAAGAAAUCUUAAGAGAAAACAAGGAAAUUGCCAGGAGAUGGGUAGAAAAACCAGACAAUGAUAGGUAUAAUAGAAUGAUGAAUAGCAGAAAAAAGUUGCCGGCCUGGAACAAAAGACAGGAGAUAUUGCAGGCAAUGCAAAAAUCUCAGGUGAUUGUUAUCAGCGGAGAAACGGGCUGUGGCAAGAGUACCCAAGUGCCGCAGUACAUAUUAGACGACUGGUUGGACCACUUUAACCAUGGUGGGCGGGACCAUGUCGAGAUCAUCUGUACCCAGCCCAGACGAAUAUCGGCUAUUGGUGUCGCAGACAGGGUUGCUGAUGAGAGAGUGGAGAAGACUGGGCAGGUUGUUGGAUAUCAGAUCAGGCUAGAAAGUAAAGUGUCAUCGAAAACGCGACUUACUUUCUGCACAACAGGUAUUUUGUUGAGAAGGCUGGAAUACGAUCCUCAAUUACAAUCCGUCACGCAUAUUAUAGUAGAUGAAGUCCACGAAAGGUCAGAAGAGAGUGACUUCCUACUGCUCAUCUUGAGGGACCUUAUCAAAGUGAGAAAGGACUUGACAGUUGUACUCAUGAGCGCUACAUUGAAUGCGGAUCUGUUCUCGGAUUACUUUGACAAGGUUCCAGUGUUGGAGAUACCAGGCAGAACAUUCCCAGUAGAACAGAUAUUCGUAGAAGACAUUAUGGAAAUCAGCAACUAUGUUAUGGAAGAAAAUGGUCCCUUUGCGAGGAAAGUUAAAAAAGCGGACAGAGACAAGAAAUCCGACUUGGAAACAGAAUUAGAGACAUGUGACGUCCGCUCCGAGUCUACGGAGCCUCCCAAAGCUUCCAUCCGUGAUGAGAACCUGAGCAUAUCGCAGAUGGUGGCCCGGUAUAGUCACUGUAGCAAGCAAACCUGUAAGAAUCUGUAUUUGAUGGACACUGAAAAGAUAAAUCUAGAACUAAUAGAACAUGUGCUGACAUACAUAGUGACCGGCGAUCACAAGUGGCCGAAAACUGGUGCUAUCUUGAUAUUCCUGCCCGGCAUUGCAGAGAUCAUGUCGCUACAUGAUCAGCUGGUGGAUAGUCACACUUUUAGUCCCAAGACAGGAAAAUACAUAAUAGUGCCGCUACACUCAACACUAUCGAGCGAGGAACAGUCCCUGGUAUUCAAGACGCCUCGUGCCGGCGUCCGUAAGAUUGUACUGUCGACAAACAUCGCGGAAACAUCUGUUACUAUCGACGAUUGUGUGUUCGUCGUUGAUUGUGGUCGCAUGAAGGAGAAGAGAUUCGAUUCCAACCGCAAUAUGGAAUCCCUGGAUCUCGUGUGGGUGUCGCGCGCCAACGCGAAACAGCGUAAGGGGCGAGCAGGCCGCGUCAUGCCGGGAGUGUGCGUGCAUCUGUACACCUCACACCGUUACACCCAUCAUCUUUCCGACCAACCCGUACCGGAGAUCCACCGGGUGCCGCUCGAACAACUGCUGCUCAAGCUGAAAAUACUGCCCCUGUUUAGAGGCAUGAGCGUGCAUGAGGUGCUAGGAAAAACGAUAGAACCGCCAGUAAAGUCAAACAUAGAUGGCGCUUUAACACGUCUUCAAGAUGUAGGGGCGCUGGACAAGUCACUCGCUCUAACGGCGCUUGGCAAACACUUGGCAGAGUUGCCAGUCGACGUCCGGAUUGGCAAGCUGAUGUUGUUUGGUGCCAUAUUCUGUUGUGUGGACUCGGCGUUGACUAUGGCGGCGUUUUUGAGCCACAAGAGUCCGUUUGUUGCGCCUUUUGGAAAAAAGUCUGAAGCCGAUGCUAAGAGAAGAGAGUUUGCGAUGUCUAACAGUGACCAGUUGACAACUUUAAGAGCUUAUAGAAGGUGGCAACAAGCGCUCAAGUCGAGUUCUCACGCGGCCCUCGUGUUCGCCAAGGAACAUUUCCUCUCACACAAAACGUUGAUGAUGCUGGGAGACAUCAAACAUCAGUUGCUCGGUCUACUCGCGUCUAUUGGCUUCGUGCCAGACAUGCCCGCCCUCAGAAAGAAGAUGAGAAAAGAUAGUGUGGCUAGUUUGACAGGAGAAGAGUUAAAUUCAAACGGGAACAACGACAGGUUACUGGUAGCCAUACUGUGCGCAGCUCUCUAUCCAAAUGUUGUAAAGGUGCUAACCCCAGAGAAAUCCUUCCACAUGUCAGCGGGGGGUGCAGUGGCGGUGCAACCCAACGCGCGGGAGUUACGCUUCGUGACUCGAGACGCGACGGUUGCCCUCCACCCGGCUUGUGUAGCCGCCACUGAGAGGCACUUCACCAGCCCCUACUUGGUGUAUCAGGAAAAAGUUAAGACGUCUAGAGUGUUUGUGAGGGAGGUCUCCAUGGUGCCGCAGUUACCGCUGGUGUUGUUUUCAGGAUGCAACUUAAACGUGGAGCUACACAACGGGACGUUUAUAGUGUCGUUAGAAGACGGAUGGAUCAUGUUUCAAGUGGAAAAACAUGAGGUUGCAGAAAUAUUGAAAACUAUACGAGUAGAGUUGAUCAACUUACUGGAAGAGAAAAUCAACGACCCCUCGCUAAACCUGCUGCACUAUGAAAAGGGAAAUAAGAUUAUAAAAACUAUAGUUCAAAUUAUAACGAAAGAUUAGUAAAUAUAAAUAAUUAUUAAAUAGUUUAUAAUGAUAAAUAAUUCUAUUAUAAUAGCUUAAUUCUGUAAAAACUGUUACUAAUAUUAUGUUAUAAUAUUAAUAUUUUAGAAGAUGCAACACAAGAAGUUUGCUUUUCAAAAAUUAUGAGACUACAGCGCCAUUUGUUAUGCACGGUCGUCAACGAAUUACGUUUCAAAUACCCUCAGUGUUUAAAUAUUCGUGACAAAUGAUAGAUAUGAAGUGCCUGCUAGUAAUUUUUUUUGCGAACAUUUACAAUUUUUACCACAGCUGUUUUCUAGACUUUUUUUAUCUGAAUUGCGUUUAAGUCGGGUUUGCUCUGUUGCGGUAGAAAACAUUUUAAAACCCUCAUUACAAAUCAUAAGUAUUGUGAUACAUGUAUGCAAGAUAUGUAUGAUUUCGACUAAAGUAAUAACGAAGCCUUAUUUUACAAAUCUGCCAGCCUUAAAGUGCUCUGAAUCUCAAUUAUCUUACGAAGCAAUUUUUGUAAAGCUAAAUACAGUUUGCCUUAUCUAAGUAUGAUGUUUAACGUGCAAAUAAAAAAUACACUGCCUUGUUAAUUAACUUUACAAUGUUAAAUAAUUGCUUUGAUGAUGUUUUAUAAUGAAUUUUUAUCUAUACAGCUUUGCAACUAGUUCCGAAUAGCAAAUAUACGCAGUAAGGCUGUUUACAAGGUGAGCAAUGGAGCGGCCGCUGCGGCGUGUGUAUAAACAGCCUAAUGUUUAAAUAAUGUAUAUGUAUAGUAUACGCAGUGAUUACCAUAUUUAUUGAUAUCUUAAAAUGGAUAUAAAUAGUAUUACUAUAAAUACUAAUUUAGUAUACGUUUAGAGAAAUUUGCGUGAUGCGCUAAAAUAAUUUAUAUUUUUUUAAA